Molecule: messenger RNA, 852 nt
Organism: Plenodomus lingam JN3
Lineage: Eukaryota; Fungi; Ascomycota; Dothideomycetes; Pleosporales; Leptosphaeriaceae
Product: dolichyl-P-Man:Man(5)GlcNAc(2)-PP-dolichol alpha-1,3-mannosyltransferase
Source: RefSeq, a predicted model, not a curated record
AUGUCAAAGCUUUCCCCAAGCCUCAAAUCACUCAUCAACGCUGCGCAUUCACGGCCAGGUCCAGCUCCAGCUCCUCCUGGUAUACAAGCACUGUAUAGUAGAAUAGCGGAGGAUGCGACCGCGCACAGGCUGGGACGGCCGUCAUGGCUGGCCAUCACCACUGCUGCUACAAUGACGAUGAACUCACCAGAAUCCAUGGCUGUAUUGUACACCACAGCAAGCCAGUCCAAGCCAGAAAGUGAGGGUGUUGCGAUUGCCGAGUUCAUGCGUGAGACUGGUCUCAAGUGCAUAGGUUUCAAUGGCAUCCCACGCACUAUAAACAUGCUCAAUGCCUUCCGUGCAGCGUUGCCGGCCUCCAUCGCCUCCUCCCUCAAUACCCAGCCAACCCGUUUUCCGGAACCUUCGAACAUCGAGUCGAUCAACAAGCGUGGGCGAGCAUUGUGGAAUGCUAUAUACAGACCUCUUGAGACCAAACUAGAGCAGAAGCUGGGCGAUGCACACCCAGAUUUACCCGUAUUCAUCAUCAAUAAUGAGUAUGGUGGUCUGUUCACGGAUCCUCCACGCAAGAGUGGGGCUACUGUCGGUCGUAUCUCCACCAGUUUAAUCGCAAUUACAUGUCUGCGGGCGCAGCAAGGGGUCGGGCCCCAAGUCCUCAGCCACGUCUUUGGCUUAAGGAAGGCGUGGGAAGACGGCACAUGGAAGCAAGAGCCCGAAGCGGGUGAAAAGGAGGGAAUCAAAUGGCUCGGGAGUGACGAGGGUUGCACUUGGGUUCUAGAAUGGGUCGACCAACUCGUCGCGGCACUGGGGGUUGACCAAGGUAGUACGUUUGCACCUGUCAAGGCCAAACUGUGA